ACUGAUCAUCUUUUCGAUCGAAAAAUCUAUUUCGAUGCUCGAUCAAAGGAACGUUUCAAAGAAGAAACAACUUUUCGUUGUUUCGUGGCAGUGAAACUGUGUGUGUUGAAGAAACAAAUUCUUACCGUUGUUAAUUCGAACGGUAAAAUAAAUGUUACGCAACGGUUGCUUUUUCAGAUAUUUUCCGUCUAGCGUACUUUCACGCUCCAACAACGUAAUUGUUCCCUUUUAUCCGUGAAAUUGAAAGGAGGAACGCGCGCGGUUUGCGUGGCUCGAUCGCGAUCAGCAACACCUCCACACCGUCGACUUUUACUGUCCUUGCAAUUCGAUCCGUCAAAGUUUCUCCUGUAAUAAGAUCUAACGGUAAUCGUGUAGGACGAGUCAGCAAUAAGCAGCGAUUUUCGCGUUAUCGAGCAAUAACUUUCACAGAUAUUCCUCCUACGUAAAAUUUUCACGUUCGAACGAUUGAAUUUUUCCAUCGGUGGCUCGAGUGAUCGACACAUGUGUAACAAGAUAGUUUGCUGUUCCAUAGGUGUUGUUUUCCCCUCUGACAUUCCCCUCUCGUUUUUCUGUGAAAUCGAAGGGAACGGACGCGUGGUGGCUGACCAUGAUCAGUAGUAGAUCCGAGUCAGCGUCAGACAAUCUCGCUUCCUCCGUUUCGAUCGCGCGAACCUUGUAAGGAUCGUCGAUUCAGGCUGCGGGUGACACAACGUCCAAUCGCGGAAGGCACUGUCGGUUGCAAAAGGGUUCUUUUCCGACGAGGCGCUUCCUUUUCGCGAACAAGAGGUUUCCUUUCCGGCCGGAUGCGACCGUUCGCGAGAAUAAUAAACGCAGAAAGGAAGGUCAGCAACGGUGAGGACAGAAACCGAAAGAAGAAACGAAAAUAGAGGCUCACCACCUAUGCCAAUGGCCCAUUUUCCCCUCUAUUCUAAGAUGAUCCGCCGCCACCUCCGCCGCCGCCACCACGUUCCGAAUGGCGCCGAAUCAGCGAGGAUGCAGCUCUCGACGUGUUGCGGAUGCUACUCGCUGAAAGCGGGGACGAUAUUCACCGGAAUACUCGGCAUCGUCCUCUCGAUCGUCUCGUUGAUCAUGAUCUUCACACUGAACGUCGAGUGGAAGACGAUACUGAUCGACGUGCUGGAUCAGAGCAUCGUCAGAAUCAUUUUCGCAAUAAACCUUUGCAUGACGAUUCUGAUCUCGAUGUUGCUCAUAAUUGGCGCCCUCAAGAAAAACACGUUUAUGAUGCUGCCAUGGGUGGUUCUGGGCUUGAUCCUAGCGGUUGGCCUGCUCGUCAGCGUCGUUUACACGUCCAUCAUGUUCUUCGUCAAUCACGAAGUCAUAAACGGUGCACUUUGGCUCGUCGUUGGCUUCGUAUCCGUCGUGAUUUACACGUACUUGUGGCUGGUGGUGUACAGCUACUUCCAGCAGAUGAGGUACGACAAAUUGAACAACAGAAUCGACCCGUACGGAAGGCCGUACAAUUAUCGACGACCUUGAAGAGCACGGAAAAAUGAAUCGAUGAGCCCGCGAGAAACAGAAGAGAGAUCGUGAUACGUGUCUCGCCCUCCCGAAGGGAUUAGACUGUUUUUUUACAAGGAGAAGAUCGACUCGUGAAACGGUCUAAUUGCUUCGAGAGAGAGAGAGAGAGGAGUCGCUUAAAGUUCAAUUAGCGAAAUAGCACCAAAGCACGAGGCGACCUCGACCUCGACCCCGACGAAACGUUUAUUAAUUGAUUACGUUUCGUAAUGCAUUACUAAUCGCGAACGGUAGAAACGAGCAUGUUUAUGGCCGACGGAGCUGCCUCCUCGAAUGGGACUUGCAGAGAAGCCUUAUAUCGUUCGAGGGUGCAAUAUAGUCGGGGAAAAUACAAUCUGAUAUGCAAUUAUAAUAACACCGCAAUUGGUAUACUCUAUCGUGCGAUUACGCAAUUACAUAUUUUCUCCAGACUAUGAUAUUUAUUUUUCGUGUAAAGUGGACGCGUUCUAGAUACCGGAAACGAGAUAAAUAUACAUGUAUGUAUAAUCAAUCGGAGAGAAGAAUUUACAGACUCUGUUCUUCGGGAGGAAAACCGACACUGCCGGCGCGGCGCAGCGCCAUAUAAAAAAAAGCGAGGAGGCUGAUUCCUCCGCGGUACGGAAAUAGAUUCCGUAUUCAAGGAUAACGAAAAUGUUAAGCGUAUGCAAAAAUAUACGCGUUGCCUCACCGCGCUUGGAACCAGUCUCUCCUACGCAAGGUUAACGACUGACUUAUUUAUUUUCCUCAGUUUCGUUUCCACACACACACACACACACUCCCCACUCCUCUCGUACACGUCUUUUUAACGCGUAUUCGUUUCUAAUUAUUGUUAUUUAUUGAAAUUAUUCUUCUUUUAAACACUACACGCGGAGAGAUAAAAGUUA
This is a messenger RNA of Colletes gigas, 2399 nucleotides long. RefSeq lists its product as uncharacterized. Lineage: Eukaryota; Metazoa; Arthropoda; Insecta; Hymenoptera; Colletidae. The record is from RefSeq and is a predicted model, not a curated record. The transcript has 6 exons. The coding region runs from base 901 to 1497 and encodes 198 amino acids.